AUGAUUUAAGAUUAAUAUUUGUAAUUAUUGAAGGACAAUUCCUUGUCCAAUUAAAUAAUUGAUGCAUACCUAAUCCAAAAACAAUAAACAAUUAAGUAAUCUUCUAUUAAUCAUAAGCAAUUUAAUUUCAUAUUUUGCAAACAUUAUUGUUUAUGGGCCAAUAGCCUUACUUAAUGCCGAAUAAAUUUGCUCCACCAAGUUAUCUUAGCAAUAUGUCACAGUCCUCAGAAAGAAUUACGAAACUUUAUUAUGUUUAAACGAGUAACACGAUGACAAGAAAUUAAUCUCUUAAACUCAAGAUUCCUUCAAAACUUACUUUUAAGAACAAAUACAUGACUACUAAUAUUUGAACUUUUUGAGUGAAUUGAAAGAUAAUCCAUAUAUUAAGAAUUUAACUCAAGAUCAAUGGUUGGAUUAGAUUUAAGAGUUCAUUGAAAUAUCUACCAUUCAAGAAGUAUUUUAAUUUAUAAGUAAUUCAAUUAGAUCAAUUAAACUUAAAUAUUGAAGGAAUAAUUUUAAAGCGGGUAUUAAACAAAAGAGAGGAAAAGGUUUUAAUAUUUAUAUUUUUUAGUAUUUUCAAUUAUGAUGGUGAUGAAGAGAGAACUCCAUAAUAAAGCGAAGAAGAUGAAUAAAAUAAGAAUAAGGUAUGUAUAAAUAAAGGCAAUUUUAGUAUUAAAAAAGCAAGAAAGAUAAGGAUAUAUAGAAUGAAGAAGGGGAUGAAGAAGGAUAUGAAGCAAGUAAUUCUGAUCAUAAAACUAAAUAAACUAAAAUGUCAAGGAGAAGGAGAAAGCAAGCUAACAAUUAAGAGUUUGAUACCGACAGAGAAAAUGUAAUAUUUAAUUAAUAAAUUAGAAAUAAAAGGUUUGAAUAUUUUUUAUGUAUUGUUUUGUAAUAAAUAAUCGUG
This is a messenger RNA of Paramecium octaurelia, 904 nucleotides long. Lineage: Eukaryota; Ciliophora; Oligohymenophorea; Peniculida; Parameciidae. The record is from the annotation of a GenBank genome assembly.